UUACCAGAGAAGGCAAAAUCUGUAACAACCGUUGUGUCUAUGAGAAUAAUCUAGCUGUUUUAAAGUUAUAUAACUGUUUAGUCUGAGCCUGAAUUAGAUGUAGUAAGUUAUGUGUAAUGACCUGUCACCUGUGAGUGUGACAACUGUGGGCUGUGUUCUACUGGUUUAUGCUACGCAAAGCAAAGUUUCUGCUAGUCGCCAACAUUGUCAGCUGGCAAGGAGUCGCAGGUUUAUUUUACAUGGGAGAAAUGUCAUCCAAAACAGCUAUGGUUUCAUCAGGUGCAGCUUUACCUGGUCGCUCUGAAAAAAUCGGAGUCAGUCCAGUACACACUGUACUGAAGAACCCAACAGUGCCACCCUUCCCUGGACACUUGGAUACAGCUAUGUUUGGUCUAGGCUGUUUUUGGGGCGCUGAAAGAUUGUUCUGGAAGCAGAAGGGGGUAUUUUCUACACAGGUUGGCUAUUCCGGUGGCUUUACUCCGAAUCCAACCUACAAGGAAGUUUGUACCGGACAAACUGGUCACACAGAAGUUGUAAGAGUAAUAUUUGAUCCAAAGAGCAUCACUUACUCUGACCUACUGAAGCUGUUUUGGGAAAACCACAAUCCUACUCAGGGCUUUCGCCAAGGCAAUGAUGUUGGUACACAAUACAUAUCUGCCAUCUAUACUUACGGUGAGAAUCAGCAGACUGAGGCUACUCAGUCCAAAGACAGAUAUCAACAAGAAUUGACCAAGUCAGGCUUUGGGACAAUCACUACUGAGAUAACUCCAGCCAAAGAGUUUUAUUAUGCAGAGGACUAUCACCAGCAGUACUUAGACAAAAACAAAGAUGGUUAUUGUGGUCUGGGGGGGACAGGAGUUGCAUGUCCUAGAGGAUUAAAGACAGCUAAAUAGAAUGAGCUUUAAAAUGUAUUCUUAAUUAUAGUGAUGCUAGGAAAAAGUCAUUUCUAAAUUAUAUUUAUCCUAUUAAUAAUUUUCAAAAAAUAUAUUGAUGCUCUGAAAAUGUUAAUUCUAAAUUAUAUUGAACAUAUUAAUAAUUUUCUAAAAUUAUAUUCAUGCUAUAAAAAAAUGUCAUUUCUGAAUUAUAUACACAUUAUUAUAUGUAUGUUCUUUUAAGGGAAAAAAAAUCAGUAUUGUAGAAUGUUAAUCAGACUCACAUUUGUGUAAGACUAACGCACACUAGUUAUAGAUUUUUUUUCAGUAACAUAUAUAUUUGUUAUUGUCAAAAGUGUGCUGGGAUUAAUGCUUCAAUUUUUAUUGUGUUAUACUUUAGAGACACUGGUUGCUCUAGUCUUUGAAUUAAAAUGUAUUUAAAUCAGA
Biomphalaria glabrata is the source of this 1319-nucleotide messenger RNA. Its product is annotated as peptide methionine sulfoxide reductase MsrA 1-like. The record is from RefSeq and is a predicted model, not a curated record. Gene Ontology annotation, cellular component: cytoplasm. The coding region runs from base 168 to 893 and encodes 241 amino acids. NCBI's taxonomy places the organism in Eukaryota, Metazoa, Mollusca, Gastropoda, Planorbidae. Gene Ontology annotation, biological process: cellular response to oxidative stress. Gene Ontology annotation, molecular function: peptide-methionine (S)-S-oxide reductase activity. The transcript has 7 exons.